CGGGGGACCGGGCCUUUUGUUUGGAGCAGCUGCAGGGGGGGUGGGGGGGGGCCCUGGAGCGGCGAGGCCGGCGGCCUUCCCCAGCUCCCUCGGUCCGGCGCCCCUCGCAGGGGUGGGGGGGGCCGCCCCCGAGGCUGGGCCUCACCUCAGGCCCGCUGCCCCGCCCUAGGCCCGCCCCGCCUGCCCGGCCUAAGGGGAGGAACCCGCCCGGCCUCCGCGCACUGCUGCCCGGCCACCUCCGGAGUCGCCACCUCCACCCUCGGUGCGUUGAACCCGAGGCUGCCCCUCGCCCCUCAGGCCGUCGCCAUGAAGAUCAAGGAUGCCAAGAAACCCUCUUUCCCAUGGUUUGGCAUGGACAUUGGGGGAACUCUAGUAAAGCUCUCAUAUUUUGAACCUAUUGAUAUCACAGCAGAAGAAGAACAAGAAGAAGUUGAGAGCUUGAAAAGUAUCCGGAAGUAUUUGACUUCUAAUGUAGCAUAUGGAUCCACUGGUAUUCGGGACGUACACCUUGAACUGAAGGAUUUAACGCUUUUUGGCCGAAGAGGGAACCUGCACUUUAUCAGAUUUCCAACCCAGGACUUGCCUACUUUUAUCCAAAUGGGAAGAGAUAAAAACUUCUCAACGUUACACACGGUGCUAUGUGCUACAGGAGGUGGUGCUUACAAGUUUGAAAAAGAUUUUCGUACAAUUGGAAACCUCCACCUGCACAAACUGGAUGAACUUGACUGCCUUGUAAAGGGCUUGCUGUAUAUAGAUUCUGUCAGUUUCAAUGGACAAGCAGAGUGCUAUUAUUUUGCUAAUGCCUCAGAACCGGAGCGAUGCCAAAAGAUGCCUUUUAACUUGGAUGACCCCUAUCCACUGCUGGUAGUGAACAUUGGCUCGGGAGUCAGCAUUUUAGCAGUCCAUUCCAAAGACAACUAUAAGCGAGUAACCGGAACAAGCCUUGGAGGAGGUACUUUUCUGGGCUUAUGCAGUUUAUUGACUGGCUGUGAAAGUUUUGAAGAGGCUCUUGAAAUGGCAUCCAAAGGUGACAGCACCCAAGCUGACAAGCUGGUCCGUGAUAUUUAUGGAGGAGAUUAUGAAAGAUUUGGUCUUCCAGGUUGGGCUGUAGCAUCUAGUUUUGGGAACAUGAUUUAUAAGGAGAAGCGAGAAUCUGUUAGUAAAGAAGAUCUGGCAAGAGCUACCUUAGUAACUAUCACCAAUAACAUUGGUUCUGUGGCACGAAUGUGUGCUGUAAAUGAGAAAAUAAACAGAGUUGUCUUUGUUGGAAACUUUUUACGUGUCAAUACUCUCUCAAUGAAACUUUUGGCAUAUGCACUGGAUUACUGGUCAAAAGGUCAACUGAAAGCAUUGUUUCUAGAGCAUGAGGGAUACUUUGGAGCAGUUGGUGCACUUCUUGGGCUGCCAAAUUUCAGCUAAAGCGUCAGGUUUCGCUCUGCUAAUAAAUGUCAUCUAAGAGGAACUGAAAACCAGAGGCGUUAUUACUGCAUUAUUUGUCAUUGGGAACCAAAGGAUAUAUAAAAGUAGCACUAUUCCUGUUGAUUUUUAAAUGUCAAAAUGGUAAGCCGCUAAAUGUUGCCAUAUUAAAAGACAGAACUUGGAAACAGGUGAAGUAUUUCUAAUUGAAAUGCUUUCCCUUCUGUAUAUAGCCAGUGUUAAAUGCAAUACAGCCUCUGAUAAUUGAGCUUUCUCUCAAAAAGAUUUUCUAUUUAUUUUAUGCAGCCAACAUUACAGUACUGUAUGCUCAAACACAAAUCUUAAAAAUCUCAGAAAUGUUUAGCUCAUGAAAAUAAUUGAUUCUGAAUAUUUGUUACAAGUCUGUUCUAUGUGUGUUUUGGUUACUAGUAAACAGACAGUAACAUUCCCUGUGUCAAGAUUAAUUGAAAUGGCAAUCAAAGAUGAUCAUUUUCAUGUGAUUUUAGAAAUGUUAAGGCAAUAUUAAUUUUCAUUAUUAUAGUUUUCCUAACAUAUCGCCCCCCCAAAAAAAGUACGUUUGUGUAAUCUUUUCCCAGAAGUACCUUUUUCCAACGCCAUGAUUUAAUUGAAAUACUAUUAAAUAUUAGCCUGAAUUUUAAAUGAAUUCUAGAUAAUGCACAGAUUUGGUGAUAUUGCACUUUCUGUAUUUUAAUAGGUAAUCAAUACAUUAUAAAAUGUUUAGUAUUUUUUAACUGGAGACUUAAUUGCUUAUUGGAAAGCCCAUUUGAUGAGGUCCCAGGACUAUUUUGAUGGAGUAUGGUUUGCAUGCACUGGUGGAGUUCUGUGCUUUUCCUGUACCACGCUUAUCUCAGGCCCAGACUCAGCCAUUUCUGUUUAAUUAGGUCCGAACCAUCAAAGCGCAAGAUGUAAUUCUAUUGUGAACAGCAUCAAAAUCACAUUUAUUCUAAAUGGAUGUUAUGGAAAUCUGAGAGAUGAGUUGUUUUGAAACUCUGUGACUCUAAGGCAGUACUGCAAAAUUACAAGAGGAUCAGUGUUUUAUACAUUCUGGUAAUCAGAGGAUUAUAGUUCCAAAAUUUGUAAAUCCCUUUGUCUUAGAAUUUGUUCUCUAUUUUGAAUCAUUUUUUUAUAACGUUAUAAGUUUUUUCAGGUUUUUACUUUGACAGUAACAUUUUGGAGGUCCAGUAGUUCUGUGAAGUUGUCUAAGACUGGUAUUUACGGUUUACAGAGUAGAGAGGCUUGGGGGGGAAAUUUGCCUCCUGAAAUUACGAGGGAAUCUGGAUGUGCUUUGAAGAGCUUAAAGUUGUUUACAUUAUAGGAAGAAGUAUUACGACGUGUUCGUGUUUUUACAGAACACACAGUUUUGCUCCAUAGAGAAUAAUUUUCAUUAGACUACCAAGAGGUGCUUGAUAAAGACAUUUCUCCUGUAGUUUUCAAAUUUUGUGCUCAAAUAUUUAGAAUUCAGUUUUCUUUAUCUAAAGACAUUAAAGUGAAUAAUAGAAGUGAAUGGGUAAAGGGGAAAGUAUGUCAAGGUAAUUUUUAGAAUUUAGAAUAUUUGGAACUUUGAAUUUAUGUCAAGCACUAGUCAUUUUGAAAACCUACAGUGACUAAAAGCUUCUUUCUUUUAAUGUUUCCAUUAUAGUGAGACAAGAUAUAUCAGCCAAAGCCAUCUAUUCAGUUUAUUUUCAAAUUUGUGAUUUGGGUUGUACAAAAAGUAUUUAUUUCUAAAUGACAAUAACUUCAAGUUGUAUUCCUGUGGCAAACUGUACAUUAGCAGCUAUAGGUUUGGGGUGGUCUUUAAGAGAGAAAUGGAAUGAUCAAUGUCUAUAUAAGUUAAUUUGAUCAAUACUUUGGUUAAUUUGGGACUUAAUUCCUACUUUUUGUCCUUUGAAACUGAAGUUACCUGCUAUAAGGCAUGUAGAGGGGAGUACCAUCCCACCACACUUGCUCGUGACAAUUCUCAUGGAUAACCUAGAAUUACUGGAAUAAUAACACAGAAUUAUGAUGGAGGCUGCCACGAUUCUAGUUUUUGAUUAUGACUUCAAAUUCCUUCUAAGCGUACAGUCAUGAAGAGGUUUGAUUCUAAUCCCAAUCAACAUAAUGCCUCAGAGUUCUGCCUUCCUGAACAGAGCUAACAGAAAUAAAAUGUGAGCCACGUGUAACGUCACAUUUUCUAGUAGGCACAUUUAAAAAGUAAAAAAUAGAUGAAAUUCAUUUUCAUUAUAUAUUCCUAUUUAAUACAGUAUAUUCUCUAUGUUACUUCAACAUGUAAUCAAUAUUAAAAGUUAUUUAGGGGACAUUUUACGUUUUGGCUUUUUUGUACUUAGUUGUCUAAAGCAGCAGUUUGUAUUUACACUUACGGCACAUCUCAGCUUAGACUAACCACACGUCAGUAGCCAUGGUUCUUGGCAGCCCCACUGGGGUAGUGGCUACUGUACUAGAGCAGUUUUGGAGCUAGCACUGUGAUGUAGCCACUAAAACUUCAUGAAGAUGGGCUUUUAAAGAAAGUGUGAGGGGAAAAUAUGAGAACCUUGUUUUUUAGAGAAGGGGGGAUAGGAAGUAGCUGAUUUCGGCGAAUUUAUUUUACCCAGACAAGCUGAUUUCUGACCUUUCCAAAAAUACUUCACAUUGCAUCCUGCCACCUCAUCACAGUGUGGAGCUGAUAAAGUUCCCCAACACACACUCUGACUGCCCCCAGCCUCCAAAAUGCCUGUUUCCUUCACUGAAGCAAGUUUGAUGAUUCAAGCGAUUUACAAUACAUUCCCCCCGCCUUAUCUAAUUUAACUGCAAGAAACCAGUUGUAAAGGAGUAAAAAGAGGCCCUUUUAAUUCUUCAUUGAGUUAUGUACACACAAGAGAAUCUUCUUUAUAACUUUUGGAUUUUUCAGUUCUAAACAUUUUGAUAACAUUUCAAAUGCAGGGAGCACUAUCAGCUUGUUUUGGGGCUUGGUAAAGAACACAAGGUCUAGAACUUUCCACAACCACCCAAAAAAGACUGCCUGUUAUAACCAGAGAUUUUCAGAGCUAAUGGCUUUCAGUUCUGCACCCUGAUUUCUCCACAGACAAAGCAUUAGUUGAUUUGGUUGCCUGUCGACACGGGCAGUUCAUUGCUCAGCAACUCUAAUUUAAAUAGGUGGACUCUCAGUUUAGGUAACGUCAGUGCUACUGCCAAUAACAUAUCCCUGGUAACUGACAGUCCUUCAAGAGGUUCAGAAUAUUUGCCAAAUAUUAGACUCUAAAGAUUCCUGAGUUUUUGCCUUUGCGUGCAAAUGUGAUUGCGAUAUUAAGUGCUGUGUAAGGACUGGUUCCCGACAGUUUCAGUUUUGUAAGCAGAAUGAUGCAGCUGCAAGGGCAAAGCUUCCCCUCCGUGUCUAGCGAUAAUUCUUGCCUCAGAGCAGGCAUGGCGUCUUGCCUUGACUUCCAAGGUUGCAUUCUUGGGUGCAGCGCUCAGCAAGGUAAUAGCUUCCAGAUGUCCUUUGUAACCACUGUUUGUUGUGUACAAAAUUUUUCAUAUUUUAUCUUUUUUUUUCUGGUUGAGCACUUAAUGCUUUUUAAUCUAUUACAUUUGAGAAUGUAGUUUAGAAACUCUCCUUUAAAGCCAUGUGAAAAAGAAUAAUCACCAGGAAAAUGAGUGUACAUUAUUUUUCAUUUAACUUAGUAUUUUGUGGUACGUAUAAACAAAAUACUAGAAACAUAUUGCCUUUUUAAAAAACUACUCCUUGACCUAUUUAAGAUGAUUUGCCAUGAAAUGUCAGUGAUGUCCUAAUUUUCCCCAAUACAUUUAUUUUAGUGUUUUAUUCUAAUACUGAAGGAAUUCAGCCAACUUUUUUCUAUCAUAUAAUCUCACAAAAUAAUGUGCUUUAUACUACCACCUGUUUUCAAUACUUGAGACAAAAGUUGUUUUAUAUUUUUAUUGAGCCUGGUAAUAAUCAUCAAAGACCCAAAAAGUAAUUUUUUUCCCUUUAAAGUAUUUCAAUAGCCUAUUAAAAUUAUGGCAUGAAAAGUCAUCCCAGCUUUGCAGCCUUAUCUAAAUUUUGAGUAAUUUCCACUUCCAAAAAGCUCACAUUUUCUUAAAGCAAUCCCUAUCUUUUAUGUCAUCUGUGGACGUGGGAUCAUAAUUUCAUAUUGUAUUAGAAACAGCACCAGGUACUGGUCUAAUGUCUUUGAAUGUGGUUUUCUUUAUUUGUAAAAUGAGGAAAUUGAUUUGUUACAGUGGAAUCAACUACCAUCAGGAUCCUGAGAAAGAGCUUUUUUGCUUCAUUCAUGGCAGCAUUUGGAAUGACUAAAACAGCUGGUUCAGAUACUGGCAUCAUGUUUUGGAAUUUAUUUGUAUAUGUUGACAGGUACUAGAUUUUGAAUUCUCACUAAACCAACAGAAUGGUAUUAGUUCUUUUCUCAUAAUGUUAUGUUACUGCCUGUAAGAGCCAAGCAGGCAGUAAUUUAAAUUAAAGUAAUCUGAAGGGUUUUAUAUAUAUAUGGCCAUAAAAGUGUGCGUACUUUCAUCUGUAAAGGUAUCUGGGAUUUUUACCAUGUUAACUUCAAAAUUAUAUGGCCAUUAUUAUAACUUUUCCAUUGUACAACAAGAAACAUCCCACUAAGUCCAUAGAUGUUUGAAUAUUAACUAUAUUGGGAGUUUUUAGUGACCCUUUUCUUCAAGCUUGUUUAUUUCUGAACAUUGUGAGUGGAGAGAGAUGUGACAUAAACCCCUCCUGGAAUUAUGUACUGCUUUUGUCAAAUAAUUUGUAGUGAAAUUUAUAAAACAAUUUUAAUUACCUACAAGUUAGUUGAAUUCAAUAUUUCAUUACGUAGUGUAGUCCCCUACCUCAAAUAUGAGACCAGAAACACUCUUACCCUUAGGGUUGUCAGAAUAAUCGGAUUGGACACGUGUCUGACAUUUCCAUCACACUAUUUAAAAUAAACGGAGCAGUGAGCUGAUAGUGGGGCUUUAGGUGCUGAGCUAGUGCUGAGUGACGUGUAACAGGAAGUCAGGUUUUUUUCUCCUUAAGAAAAAAAUCAAAAUCUUUACAUUCUGGCUCUUUCUUUAGUCAGAGGUUAUUUUUCUUUUAGAUUUUUCAGUCUUUUUGUCGUAGCAGCCACUAAUUUUGUGUUUAAAAGAACUAAUGAGGAAUGCAAUUUUCAAAGGAGUGAAGUUAAAAUUCAAGAUUUUGAAUUGUAUAAAUACGCAAGUAAAUUUCCAUUUUAAGAUAGUGCUAUACGUAUUUUUUUGUUUUUAACAUUCAUACACUGCAGUGCUUAACAGUUCCAGUAGCUUUCAAAGGAGACAUAGCUGCUUUUACAUAAUUUGUAAAGUAUACAUAAAUAAUGCAGAUAGUUUGAGAUGAUUUUAGCCUUACAUUGUAUCUGAAUCAUAUGGAUAUCAGUCAGUACUUGUUGCAAAUAUUAAGCCAUUUUGAAAUUUGUCACUUUUUUCUGAGAUACUCUUUUUAGUUUACAUUUAGAAACGAGAUAACUUUAUAGACCUGACAUCAAUAUCCUAGUCUCCUUUCCCAAAUAUAAUUAGUGGAAUUAGGAUGGAAGUCAUGUUAAGAUGUUUUUAUCAUUUUUUUUAAAACAUCAUGUGCUUUCAUUUUUUAUUUCAACUACAGUGAAACUGACUUUUUGACUGAAGUUGUCUUAAUUUUGCCCAGUUAUUGACCAAAUCAUACAUAGAUCUUCGUAUGUGUUACUUUUACUUAUACAAGCCAUUUCAGUUUAAGUUGCCUUAUUCCCUCUAUUGCAUUCUUCUUGUCAAGUCUAAGCUUUGUCAUGUUGGAUUUCUUCUAACACUGAAUCUGUAAUGUAAAAAUGUAUGAUGUGCUACAAAUUUUAUUCAUAAUAAACUAAGUUAUAGCCUAUUGUAACCUAUAAAACAUUUCUUGUAAAUGGUCUAAUUUAUUUUUUCAUUUAUGUACAGUUUCUUAUGUAAAUUUUUAAAAUAUUUGUUGUGGCCUGUUCUGUAAACAUUACCACACUCUUCCUUAACACUUACUUGCAUGAAAGAAACUUGGGUUUUGCUGGUUUGUAUGUAAAUAAACUGUAUGGCCUUUAAGCCAACUUCAGUACUCUGCCUUUUCUGUAGUUUAACUUUCUAGUUUUGUUCAUAUUCUAAAUGUUAAAAUCAUGCUUUUUAUUUCCUACUUUAUAAAUAAAUUCUCUAAGUUGUUUACUA
Hipposideros armiger (great roundleaf bat) is the source of this 7602-nucleotide messenger RNA. RefSeq names its product pantothenate kinase 3 (gene PANK3). NCBI's taxonomy places the organism in Eukaryota, Metazoa, Chordata, Mammalia, Chiroptera, Hipposideridae. The record is from RefSeq and is a predicted model, not a curated record. The coding region runs from base 307 to 1419 and encodes 370 amino acids. Gene Ontology annotation, biological process: coenzyme A biosynthetic process. The transcript is spliced from 7 exons. Gene Ontology annotation, cellular component: cytosol; nucleus. Gene Ontology annotation, molecular function: pantothenate kinase activity; ATP binding.